GGCGGGGCGCGGCUUCCAUUUUGUUGGCGGCGCGGCGGACGCGAAAGGAGCCCCCUGGUUACGGCGCGGCGGGCGGCUGCGCGGGGGUGGUGGUAGCGGCAAGAUGGCGGAGGCGGCGGCGGAGCUGCUGGAGCGGGCGUGCCGGCCCGAGGCGCCGCUGGAGGAGCUGCGGGCUCUGCGGCUGGCCGUGCAGGCCGUGCCGCCGGCCGCCCUCCGCCCCCGCCUGCGCGACGCCCACCUGGGCGCGCUCUUCGGCCUCCUCAGCGCCGGUGACCGGGAGCAGGUGUCUGUGUGUGUCGCCAUCCUGGAACGGCUGCUGCAGGCCCUGGACCCGCCCCACCUCAUCCGGAACCUCCGAGAGGAGCUUCAGAAAGGCCUUUUCCAUCCCGACGACUCCGUGAAAAUCCUCACCAUAUCUCAGGUUGGGAGGAUUGUUGAAAAUUCAGAUGCUGUUAGAGAAAUUAUCAACAGUCCUGAAUUAUUACGGCAAAUAAUCUAUUGCAUUGGUGGAGAGAAAAUAGCUGUGGCUAAAGAGGCCAUCAAAUCUCUCUCAAGAAUUGCACAGACACAAGAUGGCUUAGAGGCUUUAUUUGUGAGCAGUUUGUUGAGUGACUUGAAAAAUGUCAUGGCAACAAAUGAUAUUGUACGGUAUAGAGUAUAUGAGUUAAUUGUUGAGAUCUCUUCAGUGUCAGCUGACUCACUAAACUACUGUGCAAACAGUGGAUUAAUAUCAGAGUUAAUUGGAGAGUUGACUGGAGAAGAUGUGCUGGUCAGAGCUACAUGUAUAGAGAUGGUAACCUCACUGGCUUAUACUCCCCAUGGACGCCAGUAUCUUGCUCAACAAGGAGUUAUUGAUAAAAUUUCCAAUAUUAUCAUUGGUGCAGAGUCUGAUCCUUUUUCAAGCUUCUAUUUACCAGGAUUCGUUAAAUUUUUUGGAAAUCUGGCUGUGGUAGACAGCCCACAGCAGAUCUGUGAACGAUACCCCGUGUUUGUGGAGAAAGUCUUUGAAAUGGCAGAAAGUCAUGAUCCAACCAUGAUCGGAGUGGCUGUAGACACACUAGGAAUCCUGGGAUCAAAUGUGGAAGGCAAACAGGUUUUGCAGAAAACUAGAAGUAGAUUCCAAAAUCUGUUGAACAGAAUAGGGCACCAGGCAAAGAAUGCCCCAACGGAAUUAAGACUUCGAUGCUUGGAUGCCAUUUCCUCUCUUCUUUACUUGCCUCCAGAGCAGCAGACAGAAGACCUCUUGAGAAUGACCGAAUCAUGGUUCGCAUCCCUGUCUAGCCAACCGUUGGAACUCUUCAGGAGCAUCAGUACUCAGCCAUUUCCUGAUCUCCACUGUGGGGCUUUAAGAGUAUUUACUGCUAUUGCAAACCAACCGUGGGCCCAGAAGUUGAUGCUUGACAGUCCUGGGUUUGUGGAAUAUAUUGUAGACAGAUCUGUGGAACCUGAUAAAGCUUCGAAGGAUGCCAAAUACGAACUGGUUAAGGCCCUUGUAAACUCUAAAACAAUUGCGGAAAUCUUUGGAAAUCAGUAUUACCUGAGGCUUAGGGCUUACUUGCAUGAAGGCCCUUAUUAUGUUAAGGCAGUUUCUACUACAGCUGUGGAAGGAGCAGAAUAGUGUCACAACAGUAGUCUGUCUCAGUUUUCCUUCUUGCAAACUAUAUUACUGAAAUAGCUGUUAAGAUUCUCCCACACUGGAGUUAUUUUAGAAUGCCUCUUCAAAGAAACUUGAAGUAUUUGACUCAAAUUGAAGUAAGUCACGAGUGCAAAUUGUAACCCAGAGGGCACAGUGUUAUUUCCCUUAGUCUCAUGGUAUAAAUCCUCUGUGUACUAUCCUGAGACAAGUAACCAAGGUAAGCACUCGGUCACAAACUGCAGAUUCUGUGUUAUUUUGCAGAAACUAUCAGUGUUUAGUUAAACUGUUCUUGGGCUUGGAGUUCCUAUCAUGUUUUCUCAGUAGAUUAUACUACAAUUAAAAAACACCAAAACACCUUGAGGUUCACUACCUCAGAUGCUGCCAUCGUUCCUCUUUUUUUUCUUCCUUAUACCUGCUGAAGUUGGUACUCGCAUGGAAAAUACUCCUUUAGCCAGUCACAUUCCCUCAGAAACCUAGUAGUUAGAAAUAAACUGGUAACCUUCCAAAGGGUUUGUGCCUGUGUGAGGGAGUACAGACUGGAUUCUCUUUUAUUAUCAAUUUGCUGGAUGUAAGUCUUGUUUGAAAAAAUAUCCUAAAUAUUGUUUACAUUUUAUGCUGAGAACGACGAGAAACUUUUAGCCCUUUUUAAACAAAAAAUGGAAACUCCUAAUGUAUAAAACCAAACUGGGAGCUUCGUCUCUUAACUGCUACUUUGUAUGACAGUUCAGUUUACUUGCUCAAAAGGAGCAUGAGCUGUAGUGCUAUAAAUCUACUUCAGAACCAAAUCUUAAAUUGUUUACACUAUUUUUAUCAGGAACUUUUUAGUUUUGUGUUAUUUAAAAAAGGCAUGAGAAUUUUAGUUGCUUGAGUUGUAAUAGAUGGGGUAAGAUCAAAAAGCUUUUGUGUUCAAAUGCUUAAAUGGAAUUGAGGAGGAAACAAAUGUAGUACCUCAUGAGGCUUUAUAUCUCCCUCUGAAGAUGGUUAGCUAGCAUAUGGAUGGGAUGUAAGGCUAUCUGUACCACUGGCCACACCAGUAAGUAGUGGUGAUGUGUCUUAGUCUGUAAAGAAAGACCAUGAUGCACUUCAUACCAGAAGCUCAUUUUUCUUGAGAGCAUAAAAGAAAAAUGUGAGGUCAAGCUGGAGGAAACAAUAAAACACAAGAUUACUGAAAUAACUCAAAGUAGUAGUGUGUCAAGUCAGGUAUGCCUCUGGAAAGUACUUGCCUUUGUCCUCACUCUGCCAAGUGACUUGGGAUAAUCUAGGUGUGUAGUAACUUUUCUUGCUUGUAGUAGCUUUGGGCUGCAACAGAGGUGAUAGUAUUUUCUGCCAAAAAAAAUUCCUGUUGCAGAAUGGAAGGGGGCGCAGAGAAGCAGAGUGGUUGGGGAAAGGCUCUUAAUGUGUAAUGAGCCAUCUGAAUGCAGGUGAUCUGCCUUGUUGCUUAUGAUCUGCCUUUUUACUGGUAUGUACAAAAAGCUGUUGUCUGAAAUUUUACUACUGCUCGCACUUUCUUCCUCAGUAUGCUUAGUAAACAUCUGCUAGUGAGAAAUGUACUACAGUGUGUCUCAUUUGUAAACAGAGUACCAGCAGCUCCAUGAAUCCUGCAUCCAGAAAAACAUGAAAGUACUUAGAAACGAAGCAAAAGAAUUUGAAGUCCUUAUUUUGCACUUGUAUUGGACUGUUCAGCUUUGCUACUUUAGGUGGCUUUGUGUGCUGUUAGCUCUGUAUGAGCCCUGUAUGAAAAUCUCUGUAAAAGAAAUCAAUAUAAACCUUUUUUGCAAUUUA
Messenger RNA from Dromaius novaehollandiae (emu), 3418 nucleotides. It is a transcript of the gene PSMD5, whose product is annotated as proteasome 26S subunit, non-ATPase 5. The record is from RefSeq and is a predicted model, not a curated record. NCBI's taxonomy places the organism in Eukaryota, Metazoa, Chordata, Aves, Casuariiformes, Dromaiidae. Gene Ontology annotation, cellular component: cytosol. Gene Ontology annotation, biological process: proteasome assembly. The transcript has 10 exons. The coding region runs from base 104 to 1618 and encodes 504 amino acids.